AUGGGCACUCUUGCUGUUCUGCUCUUCUAUUGCAUCGCCGUGGCGCAGCUGAUGGCGUUAAUCGACGAAGCAGGGCCGCGUGUGAGAACGAGGCCUGCUUGCCGGAUUGAGCCGUCGUUGCAGCUGCAGCCGCAGCUGGGGCUCUGGCGCCGCACAACCAUAAGUCUCAACGGCUGCACACACUUCACCCGACGGUUGCAGGGCAUUAGGUCCACGGGCAAAAGGUCUAGUACUCAGUAGGUCGAGUGUGACAGGAGGUCUAAUGCGAAGUGGGUCUCAUGCGACAGAUGGUCCCAUAAAACCGGAGGUUUAAAAUUAAAAGGUCCAAUUACACAGGUCUAAACACAGGUCUAAUACUACACACCGAAAACAUAAUAGGUGCUACCUAAAGGAAUUCCAAUUGGUAUAGAAAUAUCUAAUACGUAAUAGGUAUAUCAAGUCAAAUUUCAAGUUUCAGAAAAUGACUUUUUUUUCUUAUAAGAAGAUGAUAUUACGAAAUGUAUUGAACGACACACGGCCGAUAUCACAAAUAACAGACUUAGUUGGUUAUAAACCUCGACUGUCU
Gryllus bimaculatus (two-spotted cricket) is the source of this 565-nucleotide messenger RNA. The record is from the annotation of a GenBank genome assembly. Lineage: Eukaryota; Metazoa; Arthropoda; Insecta; Orthoptera; Gryllidae.